Molecule: messenger RNA, 5835 nt
Organism: Tachysurus fulvidraco (yellow catfish)
Lineage: Eukaryota; Metazoa; Chordata; Actinopteri; Siluriformes; Bagridae
Product: protein NYNRIN-like
Exons: 1
Coding region: 3-4238 (1411 amino acids)
Biological process (GO): DNA integration; proteolysis
Molecular function (GO): RNA-DNA hybrid ribonuclease activity; nucleic acid binding; aspartic-type endopeptidase activity
Source: RefSeq, a predicted model, not a curated record
UGAUGCUAUGCAAUGAGGAAAUGCUUCAGCUAACUUCUGAUUCCAACUUAAAUUUUAAGGUUUUGAAUGCUAUUGAUUUUCUUGAAAAGAAAUAUACUCCACAAGGCACAUAUGCAAAAUACAGUUUAGAUGCCUACAAGCACAUGCCAGUGCACACAUUGAAUGUAGAAGGGAAAGACAUUUUGUUUUUAGUAGAUUCUGGUGCAGGAAACUCUGUGAUCAAAUUACAUGAGUUGAGUGAGAUGCCAGAAAUGAGUGGUAGAUCCCUGAAUUCAGUUGGAGCGUCUGGGAUUAUCGUGAAAGAAAAAUUUACAGCACCCUUAAGGUGUGUUGAGAAUAACCAACAGUCAUUCACAUUUUCUUUUCUGCUUUCUGAAUGCUGCCCGAUUAAUUUGAUGGGCAGGGAUUUGAUCUGCAAAUUGGGGAUAAACCUAAUUAGCACCCCAAACGGAUUAAAAGUGUGUAGAAGUCAAAUAGGUGAAUUUCAGGGCGUUAAGUGGGACCCCAGACCUCUGUUGUAUGUGUAUGAGUGGGAACUCAGCACCUCUUCUGUGAAUUCAGUGAAUCAAGCACUCUUGGAUAAGGCCUAUGAAGUUAAUAACCCUACACGCACACAGUACAUGAACACACAUGAUCUGCACUGCACAGCACACACACACACAGGGCCUGAUGUAGUUUAUGAACAAGAGUGGUUUGAAAUGCAGCCAAAAGCUGAUGUGUUGUUACUGACAAAGUUGUAUUGGGAUAAUCACAGAUGUACUGCAGAAGUGAAUCUUUCUAGUAUAAAUGUGAAGCCGGGGAAGGCCCAUCCGUUCACUAUAGAGAAUUCACACCCACAUGUGUCUUUAUCAAAAGGUGAAACAGAGAAAUGGGAAGAUUUAGGGAUGUGGACAUUAAAAUGUGUGAAAGCUGAUGAUUGGAAACCCAGUUCAGAUCCCACAGUGUUGUACAGUGAGAAAACUAAAUCCUAUUGCAUGCACUUGAAUUGGAUAGCUUUUGUUGACAGAACAGUUGAGAUAAUGCCACAGGCAGACACAGAUGUACCUAAAACAAUGUGGCAGAUGACACACAUUUCUGGGGAAGAUCCCCGAUUACAAGCAGUUCCAAGAGAACUUUGGGCAACAGGGAAAUAUGAUGUAGGUCUGAUCAAAAAUUGUGCACCGGUGCAGAUAACACCUAAAUCGGAUUACAGACCUUGCAAAACUCAGUACCCCUUUAAGCCAGAGGCUAUUAGGGGUAUCACACCAGUGUUUAAUUCACUGCUUGAAGCUGGAGUGAUUGUGCCAUGUGAAACCUCCCCAGUGAGAACACCUAUUUUUCCAGUGAGGAAACCUAGGCCUCUGGGUGAACCAGAGGAGUGGCGUUUUGUCCAAGAUUUGCAAGUAGUGAAUGAUGCAGUAAUUCCAAGAGCUCCAAAUGUGCCAAACCCUCACACAAUCUUGUCUCAGAUUCCACCAGAAAGCAAGUGGUUUUCUAUGGUAGACUUAGCUAAUGCUUUUUUCAGUGUACCAGUUCAUCCAGACAGCCAGUUUUGGUUUGCGUUUUCUUUCAAUGGAAAGCCGUACACUUUUACCAGAUUGUGUCAGGGAUAUUGCGAAUCUCCAACUAUUUACAAUGAAGCUCUUAAAAACAGUCUUGAAUCUCUGACGCUGACCCCAGGGUCAGCAAUUCUUCAAUAUAUGGACGACUGCAUGAUUGCAGCGCCAUCUAAAGAGCAAUGUGAAAAAGACACUAUUGCGUUACUUUGUCAUCUAGCGGAGGAAGGUCACAAGGCGAGCUUAUCAAAGCUGCAGUUUGUAAAACAGCAAGUGAAAUUCUUGGGGCAUCUGAUAUCAGAACAAGGCAAAACUAUUGAGCAGAACAGAGUUGCAGCAAUACAAAACAUUCCAAAGCCUAACACAAAAAAACAACUGAUGUCAUUUCUAGGCAUGUGCUCUUAUUGUAGGACUUUCAUACCAAACUAUGCAGUCCUCGAAGCACCUUUGAGCGCAAUUGCUCAUGGGAAAGGCCUACAGGCCCACAGUGCACUGACUUGGACACCAGAGGCAGAAAAAGCCUUCGUAGAUUUGAAAAUGGCUUUACAAACCACCCCAACAUUAGGGAUUCCAGAUCCAAACGAAUUGUUUGUACAAACAGUUGAUGAAAAAAGUGGUUGUAUGACAUCAGUGCUAUUACAAAAUCAUGGUGGGAAAAUGAGACCAGUGGUCUACUUCUCUGCUAAAUUGGAUCCGGUAGCAGCAGGCCUGCCAAUGUGUUUAAGAGCAGUAGCAGCAGCUGAGAAAGCAGUUAAUGCUUCUAGAGAUAUUGUGGGAUACAGUGAACUAACUCUUUUGGUCCCACAUGCAGUGUCGCUUCUUCUUCUUGAACAGAAAACAGCACAUAUGUCUGCGGCACGUUGGCUGAGAUAUCACAGUAUUUUGCUUGACAUGCCAAAUGUGAAAGUAAAAUGCUGUACUGUGUUAAACCCUGCAACUCUUCUCCCUACAGAAGCAGAUGGAGAACCACACAAUUGUGUUGCAGUUGUAAAUGAAAUUUGCAGUCCUAGGUCUGAUUUGCAGGAAACGCCGUUGCAGAAUCCAGAUCUUGAGUUUUUUGUGGAUGGAUCAGCCUUCAGAGAUCAGAAAACAGGCCGCAACUGCGUGGGGUAUGCAGUAGUAACACAACAUGAAACGAUUAAAGCAGAAUCAUUACCAGAGCAUCUCUCUGCGCAGGCAGCCGAAUUGGUUGCUUUAACAACAGCAUGCAGGUUAGCAAGAGACAAAACUGUCACCAUUUAUACUGACAGUAGAUAUGCAUUUGGGGUAGUACAUGAUUUUGGUACAUUGUGGAAAAACAGAGGUUUCCUGACUUCUUCAGGUAAAGCAAUCACGCACAAUGGCCUGAUUUCUGAACUCCUGGAUGCAAUCCUGUUGCCAAAAUCUAUUGCCAUAUGUAAGUGUGAAGCACACACUGGGAAACAUGACCCCAUUUCACAGGGCAAUGCGCAAGCAGAUGCAGCAGCAAAAUCAGCUGCGCAGAAACUGAUUUUUUCGUCAGAGAACGACGAAACUUUGUGUAUGUUGCAAAUAUGUACUCCCACAGCAGAUCUCAAAGAUCUUCAAUCACAGUCUACAGCCCAAGAAAGAGCCACAUGGAGGAAAGCAGGAGGUGUGGUAAGAGAUGGGGUUUGGUACGGCCCUGAUGACAAGCCAUGUUUGCCAAAGAAAUUGUUUCAAUUCUAUGCUAAAUUGGCGCAUGGCCAAGACCAUGCGUCAAAAUGGGGGAUGUAUAACAGUGUCUCCAGAUACUGGCACACUAAGGGCUUUGCAAACUAUUCCCAGAAGUUUUGUGAGAAAUGUAUAGUGUGUGCAACAAACAACAUUGGCCGAGGCGUUAAAGUCUCCCGGAGCGCCCAUCCUCCGCCACAGCGACCAUUUGAACACCUUCAGAUGGACUUUAUUGAACUGACACAAGGUGAAGGCAAAAAAUACUGUUUGGUGAUAGUGGAUAUGUUCUCUAAGUGGGUGGAAGCUUUCCCCACUUCCAAACAGGAUGCAAGUGCAGUAGCUAAAGCACUCCUGUCUGAAAUUAUUCCUCGUUGGGGAAUCCCUGACAAAAUCAGUAGUGACAAUGGGACUCCAUUUGUAAACCAAGCACUUCGACGGGUGGGAGAGUACUUGGGUAUAGAUCUCAGACAACACUGUGCGUACCACCCUGCCAGCGGAGGGGCGGUGGAGCGAGAAAAUGGUACGCUAAAGAAUAAAUUGGCCAAGUGCUGUGAUGAAACAGGUCUAUCAUGGGUAAAGGCCCUUCCCAUUGUGUUAUUAUACAUGAGAACGAGAACUAGAGGGAGAGUGAAUUUAAGCCCAUUUGAGAUACUGUUUGGCAGACCCCCAAAUACAGGAAUUGAGCCUGGACACACACCCAGAUUAACCACAAGCCAAUGUGAAGAUGAAAUGCUGUGUUAUUGUGCAAACUUGUCCUCUGUUUUGUCUCAAAUCCAUAAGCAGGUGAAGGAAGCACUGCCUAAAGUGACGCAAACAGAUCUGCACAGUCUCAAACCAGGUGACUGGGUGGUGGUGAAGGAUUUCAGGAGGAAAAGCUGGAGAGCCAGGCGGUGGCUGGGACCAUUUCAGGUACUUCUGACCACGCAGACUGCGGUGAAGGUUGCAGAGAGAGCAACGUGGAUUCACGUUAGCCACUGUAAGCGGGUUCCUGAGCCAGAGGUAAAUGUGACAGACACUUACGACAGCAGAUGACGACAGCAUUACACAUUUACGACAGCCAGACUCCCAUACAAACACAAAUAUAAGAUCUGACUUCUACAAUCGAUCAACAUUGAUGAGUAAAAGCUCCUGUUAAGAUGAGGAGCCAUUUUGACUAUCACCCAAGAGUUUUAGGGAUCAUUGGCAUCCUUAUGAUCUGCCUGUUAAUUAGAGGGAAUGCAGAAAAGACUUCCACCUUUGGUAGAAGUCGCAGAGACGUGCAUGAAAACACUUAUUGGCCAUUUGCCAACUACACUGCCAAAAUGAUCACAAAUGAGUCUUGUUAUGUGUGUAUGAUUCUCCCCACAGCUGCGAGUAAACACACAAUGAUCCCCAUGAAAAGUAAUGGUAGUGAAUUGAAAGCCAUAGCCCAAUACUGUAGAAAUUCUUACUGCAUGUGGAAGCAGGAUGCUUAUAGAGUCCAGAAUGGCACACAUUUGAGUCUGGUGAUAAAUUCACCGGCCUCCCUGUGGUGUGAAGCUGGAGGUCCUGGGAGGACUGAUUUAACUGGUACCACCAUAUGUCUACGGACUCUAAUGCGUGUGACAAAACGAACAUUCAAGGUAAACCAAACAAGAGUUAACACAUUUGUUGCACAGCCUCCUCCUAAAUUGAACUACACACACUGUUUUGUAGGUACAGGAAACAUACCGUUAGGUAAUAUUGCCAGCUGUAGGUGCACUCAUUUAUAUUACCCAUAUUCUGAUGACGGAACCUGCCCACAGGCAGAGUGUUCCCUCAUUCAUCCAUCUGACACUGGCACAUUACUCAGGGCUGACGACUGGUACUGGGUCUGUGGUAAAAACGUGUAUCUAGCCCUACCCCGUAACUGGGGAGGAGUAUGUACUUUAGCAAGGUUUAGGUAUCCAGGUGUGGUCAUAGCUCACUCACACUCACCAAUAAAGCGACCCAAGAGAGAGGUGUCUGAUAAUGACUUUCCUCCGCCAGAACAUAGACUGAAACCUAAACUGAGUAAAUUCUUUGAUUCCUUCUUCCCACAGUAUGGGAUGACUCAGGUUUGGAAUCAACUAGAAGUCACACAUUAUCGGCUUGCCACUUAUAUUAACUCCACUAAUCGGGCAACCGAAGGCAUUAAACAGGAACUCGCGGCCCUUAGAUUGACUGCUACACAAAAUAGAAUGGCCUUAGAUAUUCUAUUAGCUAAAGAGGGAGGUGUAUGUGCCCUGAUUGGAGAUCAAUGUUGCACCUUCAUUCCCUCGAACGAUGACGACCAUGGGUCUAUCUCAGAUGCACUGCAUGAUAUGCACAAAGUAGCAAACCAAAUGAAACAAGACGAACACGGAGAUAAUAGUUGGGGACUUUGGUAUACACUGUUCGGACAGUGGACUCCCUAUCUAUCAAUGAUAAUCCCAGUGAUUGUGGUAUUACUCUUAUUAUGUUUGUUUGGCCCUUGCAUAUACAAAUGCAUUCAUUACAUCAUAAUGUCCAAUCUAACGACCAAACAACUUGUGAAACUAGACAAUAUUGACGAUGACCCUGAAUGGAGUCCUCCGUUCAGCGAUGACUAUUUCACUGAAUUUGCCCAGACUGAUCCAGAAACAGACAAAGGUGAAUACGGACAGUAGAGACU